AUGGGCCAGAAAAUUUCUGGCAGUAUUAAAUCAGUGGACAGUCGUGGGGAAACUGGUGGCUCACCAUCAUAUCGACCCAUAACUCAUCGUCGGCAGCACUUCGAGCUAAGGGGCCCAGACUUCUCCAAACCUCCCAGGCUGGAUCUGCUGCUAGACAUGCCCUGUGCCGGACCGGACACACAGCUCCAUCAUGCAUGGAACCCUGAUGACCGCUCGCUCAACAUCUUUAUCAAAGAGGAUGAUAAGUUAACGUUUCACCGCCACCCAGUUGCCCAGAGCACAGACUGCAUCAGAGGGCGGAUCGGGUACACGCGGGGUCUGCAUGUAUGGAAAAUCCACUGGCCUUCCCGGCAGAGAGGCACCCACGCUGUGGUUGGAGUCGCCACCUCUGAUGCUCCUUUACAUUCUGUUGGGUACACAGCAUUAGUGGGUUCGGACUGUGAGUCUUGGGGCUGGGAUCUGGGGCGUAACAGGCUCUACCACGACAGUAAGAACCGGGCCCACAGCUCUCUGCCCUCAUACCCCUGUUUCCUGGAGCCAGAGGAGUCUUUCACCCUACCAGACUCUUUGCUAGUCAUUCUGGACAUGGACGAAGGAACAUUAAGCUUUAUGGUAGAUGGACAGUAUCUAGGAGUGGCAUUUAGAGGCCUAAAAGGGAAGAAACUGUAUCCCAUCGUCAGUGCUGUGUGGGGGCAUUGUGAGAUAUCCAUGAAGUACAUCAACGGCUUGGAUCGUAAGUAA
Messenger RNA from Menidia menidia (Atlantic silverside), 741 nucleotides. The record is from the annotation of a GenBank genome assembly. NCBI's taxonomy places the organism in Eukaryota, Metazoa, Chordata, Actinopteri, Atheriniformes, Atherinopsidae.